This is a messenger RNA of Archocentrus centrarchus (flier cichlid), 2690 nucleotides long. RefSeq names its product cyclic GMP-AMP synthase a (gene cgasa). Gene Ontology annotation, molecular function: double-stranded DNA binding; chromatin binding; 2',3'-cyclic GMP-AMP synthase activity. The transcript is spliced from 5 exons. The record is from RefSeq and is a predicted model, not a curated record. The coding region runs from base 192 to 2087 and encodes 631 amino acids. NCBI's taxonomy places the organism in Eukaryota, Metazoa, Chordata, Actinopteri, Cichliformes, Cichlidae. Gene Ontology annotation, biological process: DNA damage response; paracrine signaling; activation of innate immune response. Gene Ontology annotation, cellular component: nucleus; cytosol; site of double-strand break.
AAGCGGAGGUGAGGACUACGUGGAAUGGUGUGGAAAUAGCAAGUUUAUAGCCACAGUCUACAUCUGGUGAGUCUGAAUACCUCAAAGGCUGCAUCAGCAUAAUGGCAUGCUGUCAUGAAGCAAAGGGGUGUGUUCUCAUACAAUAAAAGGAAACACUCGAGUUUAAUUUUGCCAGAGAAGUUUCAUUCAUCAUGUCUGGAAGAGGGAGAUCACGCAAGGCAAAGAGUCCUGAUGCUGAGCACGCUAAAAGGAAACCUAGACUUGAUGACAUUAAAGAAGUCCCUCUGCCCACACGUCCAGAUUCUACAGAAGAGGAGCAGAAAAAAAAGAAAGAAGAGAAGAAAAAAACAAUCAAUGCUGAAGAAAAGAAGCCUCUAGAGAGACCCAUAAGAGAAAAGACUACAAACCAUUGUACAAAGAAGGUCAAUGAGCAUCCACACAAAUCUACAGACAGCACAACUGCCAAAACUUGUGCUACCAAGACCAACUUAACAGAAAAAUCUCCAGUGGUGAAAAGAAAGGCAACAAAGGACUCUCCAAAAGUCACAAGAGCAAAUAAAUGUUCUGGUGGGGCAAAAUCACAAGAACAACUUGCAAAGGACGAGACACCCACGGGCACCAGUAAAUCAAAAACAUGUGUUAAGAAAGCCAAAUCACCAGGAAUGUUUUCAGAGGAAAUGACUAAGAUGCCACCAGACACACCAAAAGACACUACACAGGAUUAUGUGGAGACUGAUAAAGCAAAAGCCUGUGGCGCCAAGCCGAAACGUCAGGUGGCAAAGAUGCAACCAGAACAAUGUUUAGAGACAGAGAAAGAGACACCAAAGUACACCAGAAAGACUUCGGAAAAGACCACAGAAGCCAAAAUAUGUGCACGCAGAGCCAAUUCACCAGAAAAAUUAAGAAAGACACCAAACAUGCCACCAGGAAAAGGUGAGGACUUCACAAAAGACACGACUGAAAAAAACCCUGCAGUGGAUGAUAUCCUUAAAGAAACUCUGGAAAAACUGAAAAUUAAGAAGACAGACAAAUCAAAUGCAGCAUUAGUCAUAAAUACAACAAAAGACUAUAUAAUCAGGCAUUUAAAAAAGAAUACAGAAAGCUUUAAAGAAGUACAAGAACCCCUACCUACUGGAAGCUACUACGAAAAUGUAAAGAUUUGUAAUCCUGAUGAAUUUGACAUCAUGGUGCCCAUUUUGGUUGAACGGGUUGAAAUUAAACCAUUUGGAGAUGAUGGUGCAUUUUACAGUGUGGCAUUAAAACGUGACAAGAAUCCGCUGAGAAAAUUUCAAGAGAAUGGCCAUUUAUCUGCUAGUAAUAUGCUCAGCGAGUUCAGAGAAGAAGUGAAGAAAUGUGUCAAGGGACUUACUGAUAUCAAAUGGAAGGUGGAGAAGAAGAAAAAAGGCUGUCCUGCAGUGACCCUGACGACAAACGUGAACUCAGUUCCAGUUUCCCUGGAUGUUGUUCUUUGUCUUAUGGUUAAAUCAAGCUGGCCAUCUUUCACAAACGAAGGCCUUAAAAUUGAGGGCUGGCUAGGGACUAAAGUUAAGCAGGAGUACAAGCGAAAGCCAUAUUACCUGGUCCCAAAAUAUGAAGGCAGGGGUGCAGCGGAAAAUGAUGGGGUCCUUACUAAAGAUGUUUGGCGAGUUUCAUUCUCUCAUGUUGAGAAGGCCAUCCUGAAGAAUCAUGGAUCUGAGAAGACUUGCUGUGAAAAACAUGGAGCAAGCUGCUGCAGGAAGUCCUGUCUAAAGCUCCUGAAACACCUUCUACAUCUGCUGAAGGAAAGCAACCCUUCAUUUGACAAGUUUUGCUCUUAUCAUGUCAAAACUACACUCUUACAUGCCUGCUGCUCGAGAACUAGAGACAGCGACUGGAAACCCGCAGAUCUGAGCCACUGUUUCCAGCUGCUCCUGAAAGACUUUGAAAAUCACCUGCAAAACGGUCAACUACAAAACUUCUUCAUUCCAAGUCAGAACCUGCUCUCUGGUCCUGGCAUUAAAGUGUGCAGAAUUCUGUCCAGCACCAUCAAGAAUGAACGUCAGACGGGCUUUCCUAUUUUCAGUGAACAACUUCAAAAUGCACAUUAAGUUCUGGGCUUCUGACUAUGUAAACCCUGUGUUUGAAAUGCCUCAAAUACGCACACAUACAAUCCAGCAACUAUGCAAAACAAUUUAUUUCUAGCAAUAUUGAUGUAUUUACCUUUUUUAUCCCAUUGUCAGAUCUAUACUAGUCAAAACUUAAACUUUAUAUUUGGUGUGAUUUUGAUACCACCCAUCAAGGGGAUGGUGGUUUUAGUUUCCUAUGAAUAUUACAAACUUUUCUUAACAAAUGACACAAUCUAUGUCAAAUAUGUUCAAUUUAAAUAUUUCAUUUGUCGAGACUGAUGUGAGUCAAGUGUUUUAACUUUUUUUGAGCAGCGUAUUUUAUUGCCUUUUCAUAGCCCCCAUUUUGUUGUUUGUGACACAAUUGUAAGAAAUGCUACAAUCAUCAGCUAUUUUAAGUCAUGAACCGAUCUUUUACAACUGAACUUUGGUAGUUUGUCAUUGGUUUUUGUUUACCCCGUAUACUUUGCUUAAUACAAGUUAACUUAUUUUAUUGUAACUCAAGCUUAAUUUAUCUGUGUGUUUUUCUCGGGACUGGUUAGCUGUAAUUCUAUAUUAUAAUGUGGAAAUAAAGAGAAUAUGGAUUUA